AUAUUUCAAGGGAACACUGAGCUGUACCAGGAAGUUCGCAAUAAUUUCAUUCCACCUGUUAUUGCACGCUUUUUUAGGAUUAACCCCUUAAAAUGGCACCAGAAAAUUGCAAUGAAGGUGGAAUUGCUGGGCUGUCAGUACAGUAUAGGCCGCGCUCCUAGGUUCACCGUGCCGCCGCCGCCCAGGAACGACGACUCCAUCCAUUCGGUGAAGACGCUGUUGCAGACUGAUAAAACAACGUUCACACCCGAAAUAAAAAACACCACAGUGACCCCAAGCGUAACCAAAGAUGUGGCGUUAGCAGCCGUUCUGGUUCCAGUGCUGGUGAUGGUCUUCACAACUCUGAUUCUUAUCUUAGUUUGUGCGUGGCAUUGGAGAAACCGCAAGAAGAAAACUGAGGGCACCUAUGAUCUACCUUACUGGGAUCGUGCAGGCUGGUGGAAAGGAAUGAAGCAGUUAUUCCCGACCAAAUCAGCAGAACACGAAGAAACUCCCGUACGCUACAGCAGCAGUGAAAUUAGUCACCUGAGACCAAGAGAAGUCCCAACAACACUGCAAGCAGAGUCUGCAGAGUAUGCGCAGCCACUGGUCGGGGGAAUUGUCAGCACGCUGCACCAGAGGUCAACCUUUAAACCGGAGGAAGGGAAGGAGGCAAGUUACGCCGAUUUGGACCCUUACAACUCACCUGUACAAGAAGUUUACCAUGCUUACGCUGAACCACUGCCUAUAACUGGACCAGAAUACGCAACUCCAAUCAUCAUGGACAUGUCCAGCCAUGCAGGCACACCUCUGGGGGUUCCUUCCAUUUCCACCUUCAAAGCUGCAGGGAAUCAAGCUCCGCUGCCGCCGGUCGGAACUCACAAUAAACUCUUACCCAGGACAGACAGCACAUCGUCAGCCCGGGCGCUGUACGACACCCCGAAGGGGCAGCUGGGGCCAGGUGCCGCCGCCGAACUGGUGUACCAGGUCCCGCAGAGCACAGCCCAUUCCGCUGGGAGUACGGAUGAACGAAGUUAG
Eurypyga helias (sunbittern) is the source of this 1017-nucleotide messenger RNA. RefSeq names its product discoidin, CUB and LCCL domain-containing protein 2-like. The annotation marks the transcript as partial. NCBI's taxonomy places the organism in Eukaryota, Metazoa, Chordata, Aves, Eurypygiformes, Eurypygidae. The record is from RefSeq and is a predicted model, not a curated record. The transcript has 6 exons.